Molecule: messenger RNA, 369 nt
Organism: Lontra canadensis (Northern American river otter)
Lineage: Eukaryota; Metazoa; Chordata; Mammalia; Carnivora; Mustelidae
Product: protein PET100 homolog, mitochondrial
Exons: 4
Coding region: 90-317 (75 amino acids)
Biological process (GO): mitochondrial respiratory chain complex IV assembly
Cellular component (GO): mitochondrion; mitochondrial inner membrane
Source: RefSeq, a predicted model, not a curated record
CUCAUGGGCUCCGGGUGGUUGUGCGUUUCUGAUAGACCCCUGUGUUUAGGGGAAUCGAUUGCAGGUAAUGAGGAUUCCAGGGUCUGAAGAUGCUCCAGGGAUCUAACGGACGGAUGACACUCUACCUCACCUUCCCUGUGGCUAUGUUCUGGAUCGCCAAUCAGGCCGAAUGGUUUGAAGAGUAUGUCAUACAGCGUAAGAGGGAGCUGUGGCCACCUGAGAGGGAAGACCAGCGCCAGGAGCUAGAAGAAUUCAAAGAGAAGAUACGGAAGCAGCGGGAGGAGAAGCUCCUUCGUGCUGCCCAGCAGAGGUCCUGAAUCCUAGCCCGUCCAUCCAAGAAAAUACACAUACACGGUUUCUUGUUUCUUG